UUAUUCUGUUUUGCGUUUUUAACAUAUCCAGAACUUACAUUCAAGUAAAUGAUAAAAAACAUGAUUAAAUCACGUUGCUGUAAACUUGUGUUCCGAAAUCCAGAAUCUAACAGUCAAAUACUUAGGACAAAGCAAAGUGCUAUGCCUUUUUUUUUUUUUUAAUAAUUUUUAUUGUGCUUUAAUUUUUUUUUUUUAAGUGAAAGUUUACAAGUCAAGUCAGUCUGUCACAUAAAAGCUUAUAUACACCUUACUACAGACUCCCAUUUACUCUCCCCCUAAUGAGUCAGCCCGCUCCCUCCUUCCAGUCUCUCCUUUCAUGACUGUUUUGCCAGUUUCUAACCCUCUCUACCCUCCCAUCUCCCCUCCAGACAGGAGACGCCAACAGUCUCAAGUGUCCACCUGAUACAAGUAGCUCACUCUUCAUCAGCAUCUCUCUCCAACCCAUUGUCCAGUCCCUUCCGUGUCUGAUGAGUUGUCUUUGGGAAUGGUUCCUGUCCUGGGCCAACAGAAGGUUUGGGGACCAUGACCGCCGGGAUUCUUCUAGUCUCGGUCAGACCAUAAAGUCUGGCCUUUUUAUGAGAAUUUGGGGUCUGCAUCCCACUGUUCUCCUGCUCCCUCAGGGGUUCUCUGUUGUGCUCCCUGUCAGCGCAGCCAUCGGUUGUGGCUGGGCACCAUCUAGUUCUUCUGAUCUCAGGAUGAUGUAAGUCUCUGGUUCCUGUGGCCCUUUCUGUCUCUUGGACUCAUAGUUAUCGUGUGACCUUGGUGUUCUUCAUUCUCCUUUGAUCCAGGUGGGUUGAGACCAAUUGAUGCAUCUUAGAUGGCCGCUUGUUAGCAUUUAAGACCCCAGACGCCACAUUUCAAAGUGGGAUGCAGAAUGUUUUCAUAAUAGAAUUAUUUUGCCAAUUGACUUAGAAGUCCCCUUAAGCCAUAGUCCCCAAACCCCUGCCCGUGCUCCGCUGACCUUCGAAGCAUUCAGUUUAUCCUGGAAACUUCUUUGCUUUUUGUCCAGUCCAGUUGAGCUGACCUUCCCUGUAUUGAGUAUUGUCCUUCCCUUCACCUAAAGUAGUUCUUGUCUACUAACUAAUCAGUAAAUAACCCUCUCCCACCCUCCUUUCUUCCCCUCUCUCGUAACCACAAAAGAAUGUGUUCUUCUCAGUUUAGACUAUUUCUCAAGAUCUUAUAAUAGUGGUCUUAUACAAUAUUUGUCCUUUUGCCUCUGACUAAUUUCACUCAGCAUAAUGCCUUCCAGGUUCCUCCAUGUUAUGAAAUGUUUCACAGAUUCCUCACUGUUCUUUAUCAAUGCGUAGUAUUCCAUUGUGUGAGUAUAACACAAUUUAUUUAACCAUUCAUCCGUUGAUGGACACCUAGGUUGCUUCCAGCUUUUUGCUAUUGUAAACAGAGCUGCAAUAAACAUGGGUGUGCAUAUAUCUGUUUGUGUAAAGGCUCUUAUUUCUCUAGGGUAUAUUCCGAGGAGUGGGAUUUCUGGGUUGUAUGGUAGUUCUAUUUCUAACUUUUUAAGAAAAUGCCAGGUAGAUUUCCAAAGUGGUUGUACCAUUUGACAUUCCCACCAGCAGCGUAUGAGAGUUCCAGUCUCUCCGCAGCCUCUCCAACAUUUAUUAUUUUGUGUUUUUUGGAUUAAUGCCAGCCUUGUUGGAGUGAGAUGGAAUCUCAUCGUAGUUUUAAUUUGCAUUUCUCUAAUGGCUAAUGAUCGAGAGCAUUUUCUCAUGUAUCUGUUAGCUGCCUGAAUACCUUCUUUAGUGAAGUGCGUGUUCAUAUCCUUUGCCCACUUUUUGAUUGGGUUGUUUGUCUUUUUGUGGUUGAGUUUUAACAGAAUUGUAUAGAUUUUAGAGAUGAAGCGCUGGUCGGAGAUGUCAUAGCUGAAAAUUUUUUUCCAAUCUGUAGGUGGUCUUUUUACUCUUUUGGUGAAGUCUUUAGAUGAGCAUAGGUGUUUGAUUUUUAGGAGCUCCCAGUUACCUGGUUUCUCUUCGUCAUUUUUAGUAAUGUUUUGUAUUUUGUUUAUGCCUUGUAUUAAGGCUCCUAACGUUGUCCGUAUUUUUUCUUCCAUAAUUUUUAUCGUUUUAGUCUUUAUGUUUAGGUCUUUGAUCCACUUGGAGUUAGUUUUUGUGUAUGGUGUGAGGUAUGGGUCCUGUUUCAUUUUUUUGCAGAUGGAUAUCCAGUUAUGCCAGCACCAUUUGUUAAAAAGACUAUCUUUUCCCCAGUUAACUGACACUGGGCCUUUGUCAAAUAUCAGCUGCUCAUACGUGGAUGGAUUUAUAUCUGGGUUCUCAAUUCUGUUCCAUUGGUCUAUGUGGCUGUUGUUGUACCAGUACCAGGCUGUUUUGACUACUGUGGCUGUAUAAUAGGUUCUGAAAUCAGGUAGAGUGAGGCCUCCCACUUUCUUCUUCUUUUUCAGUAAUGCUUUACUUAUCCGGGGCUUCUUUCCCUUCCAUAUGAAGUUGGUGAUUUGUUUCUCCAUCACAUUAAAAAAUGUCAUUGGAAUUUGGAUCGGAAGUGCAUUGUCUGUCUAGAUGGCUUUUGGUAAAAUAGACAUUUUUACUAUGUUAAGUCUUCCUAUCCAUGAGCAAGGUAAGUUUUUCCACUUAUGUAGGUCCUUUUUAGUUUCUUGCACUAGUACUUUGUAGUUUUGUUUGUAUAGGUCUUGUACAUCUUUGGUAAGAUUUAUUCCUAAGUAUUUUAUCUUCUUGGGGGCUACUGUGAAUGGUAUUGAUUUGGUGAUUUCCUCUUCGAUGUUUUUUUGUUGAUGCAGAGGAAUCCGAGUGAUUUUUGUAUGUUUCUCUUAUAACCUGAGACUCUGCCAAACUCUUCUCUUAGUUUCAGUAGUUUUCUGGAGGAUUCCUUAGGGUUUUCUGUGUAUAAGAUCAUGUCAUCUGCAAAUGGAGAUAAUUUUACUUCUUCCUUGCCAAUCCGGAUGCCCUUUAUUUCUUUGUCUAGCCUAAUUGCUCUGGCUAGGACCUCUAGCACAAUGUUGAAUAAGAGCAGUGAUAAAGGGCACCCUUGUCUGGUUCCCAUUCUCAAGGGAAAUGCUUUCAGGCUCUCUCCAUUUAGAAUGAUGUUGGCUGUUGGCUUUGUAUAGAUGCCCUUUAUUAUGUUGAGGAAUUUUCCUCCAAUUUCUAUUUUGCUGAGAGUUUUUAUCAUGAAUGGGUGUUAGACCUAGUCAGUUGAUAAGAUCAUGUGGUUUUUGUCUUUUAUUUAUAUGGUGGAUUACGUUAAUGGUUUUUCUAAUAUUAAACCAACCUUGCAUACCUGGUAUGAAUCCCACUUGGUCGUGGUGGAUUAUUUUUUUGAUAUGUUGUUGAAUUCUAUCGGCUAGAAUUUUGUUGAGGAUUUUUGCAUCUAUGUUCAUGAGGGAUAUAGGUCUGUAAUUUUCUUUUUUUGUGGUGUCUUUACCUGGUUUUGGUAUCAGGGAUAUGGUGGCUUCAUAGAAUGAGUUAGGUAGUAUUCCAUCAUUUUCUAUGCUUUGAAAUACCUUUGGUAGUAGUGGUGUUAACUCUUCUCUGAAAGUUUGGUAGAAUUCUGCAGUGAAGCUGUCUGGGCCAGGGUUUUUUUUUGUUGUUGUUGGGAGUGUUUUGAUUACCUUUUCAGUCUCUUUUUUUGUUAUGGGUCUAUUUAGUUGUUCUACUUCUGAUUAUGUUAGUUUAGGUAGGUAGUGUUUUUCUAGGAAUUCAUCCUUUUCUUCUAGGUUUGCAAAUUUGUUAGAGUACAAUUUUUCGUAAUAAUCUGAUACGAUUUUUUUAAUUUCAGUUGGGUCUGUUGUGAUAUGGCCCAUCUCGUUUCUUAUUCAGGUUAUUUGUUUCCUUUCCUGUAUUUCUUUAGUCAGUCUGGCCAAUGGUUUAUCAAUUUCGUUAAUUUUUUCAAAGAACCGGCUUUUGGCUUUGUUAGUUCUUUCCAUUGUUUUUCUGUUCUCUAAUUCAUUUAGUUCAGCUCUAAUUUUUAUUAUUUGUUUUCUUCCGGUGCCUAAUGGAUUCUUUUGUUGCUCGCUUUCUAUUUGCUCAAGUUGUAGGGACAGUUCUCUGAUUUUGGCUCUUUCGUCUUUAUGUAUGUGUGCAUUUAUCGAUACAAGUUGACCUCUGAGCACUGCUUUUGCUGUGUCCCAGAGGUUUUGAUAGGAAGUAUUUUCAUUCUCGUUGCAUUCUAUGAAUUUCCUUAUUCCCUCCUUGAUGUCUUAUAUAACCCAGUCUUUUUUGAGCAGGAUAUUGUUCAGUUUCCAAGUAUUUGAUUUCUUUUCCCUGAUUUUUCUGUUAUUGAUUUCCACUUUUAUGGCCUUGUGGUCUGAGAAGAUACUUUGUAAUAUUUCAAUGUUUUGGAUUCUGCAAAGGUUUGUUUUAUGACCUAAUAUGUGGUCUAUUCUAGAGAAUGUUCCAUGUGCGCUAGAAAAAAAAGUAUACUUUGCAGCUGUUGGGUGGAGUGUUCUGUAUGAGUCUAUGAGGUCAAGUUGGUUCAUUGUAGCAAUUAGGUCUUCCGUGUCUCUAUUGAGCUUCUUACUGGAAGUCCUGUCCUUCUCCAAAAGUGGUGUGUUGAAGUCUCCUACUAUAAUUGUGGAGGUGUCUAUGUCACUUUUCAAUUCUGUUAAAGUUUGUUUUAUGUAUCUUGCAGCCCUGUCAUUGGGUGCAUAAAUAUUUAAUAUGGUUAUUUCUUCCCUGGUCAAUUGUCCCUUUAAUCAUUAUGUAGUGUCCUUCUUUAUCCUUUGUGGUGGAUUUAACUUUAAAGUCUAUUUUUUCAAAAAUUAAUAUUGCUACUCCUGCUCUUUUUUGCUUGUCGUUUGCUUGAUAUAUUUUUUUCCAUCCUUUGAGUUUUAGUUUGUGUCUCUAAGUCUAAGGUGUGUCUCUUGUAGGCAGCAUAUAGACAGAUCGUGUUUCUUUAUCCAGUCUGAGACUCUGUCUCUUUAUUGGUGCAUUUAGUCCAUUUACAUUCAGUGUAAUUAUUGAUAAGAAUGUGCUUAGUGCUGUCAUUUUGAUGCCUGUUUGUGUGUGUUGUUGACAAUUUCAUUUUUCCACUUUUCUGUGCUGAGACGUUUUUCUUUGUAAAUUGUGUGUUCCUCAUUUUCGUAGUAGUUGAAUUUAUGUUUGCUGAGUCAUUAUGUUUUUCUUGGUUUUUAUUUUGAGUUAUGGAGUUGUUAUACCUCUUUGUGGUUACCUUAAUAUUUACCCCUAUUUUUCUAAGUAAAAACCUAACUUAUAUUGUCCUAUAUCUCCUUGUUUUCCUCUCCAUAUGGCAGUUCUGUGCCUCCUGUAUUUAGUCCCUCUUUUUGAUUAUUGUGAUCUUUUACAUAUUAACUUCAAUGAUUCCCUGUUUUGAACAUUUUUUUCCCCUUUUACAAUUAAGCUUAAUUUGUUUUUGUGAUUUCCCUUUUUGAGUUGAUAUCAGGAUGUUCUGUUCUGUGACCUUGUGUUAUGCUGGUAUGUGAUAUUAUUGAUUUUCUGACCAAACAAUUUCCUUUAGUAUUUUUUUUUUAUAGCUUUGGUUUGGUUUUUGCAAAUUCUUUAAGCUUGUGUUUAUCUGUAAAUGUUUUAAUUUCACCUUCAUAUUUGAGAGUUUUGCUGGAUUUAUGAUCCUUGGCUGGCAGUUUUUCUCCUUCAGUGCUCUAUAUAUGUCAUCCCAUUGCCUUCUUGACUGCAUGGUUUCUGCUGAGUAGUCUGAACUUAUUCUUAUUGAUUCUCCUUUGUAGGAGACCUUUCUUUUACCCCUGGCUGCUUUUAAAAUUUUCUCUUUAUCUUUGGUUUUGGCACAUUUGAUGAUAAUAUGUCUUGGUGAUUUUCUUUUUGGAUCAAUCUUAUAUGGGGUUCGAUGAGCAUCUUGGAUAGAUAUCCUUUUGUCUUUCAUGAUGUCAGGGAAGUUUUCUGCCAACAGAUCUUCAGCUAUUUUCUCUGUAUUUUCUGUUAUCCCUCCCUGUUCUGGAACUCCAAUCACACGUAAGUUAUUCUUCUUGAUAGAGUCCUACAUGAUUCUUAGGGUUUCUUUAUUUUUUUUUAAUUCUUUUAUCUGAUUUUUUUUUCAGCUAUAUUGGUGUCAAUUCCCUUAUCCUCCGGGUACCCCACUCUGCAUUCCAAUUACUCGAUUCUGCUCCUCUGACUUCCUAUUGAGUUGUCUAAUUCUAUAAUUUUACUGUUAAUCUUUUGGAUUUCUGAAUGCUAUCUCUCUGUGGAUUCUUGCAGCUUAUUAAUUUUUCCACUAUGUUCUUGAAUAAUCUUUUUGAUUUCUUCAACUGCUUUAUCAGUGUGUUCCUUGGCUUUUUCUGUAGAUUGCCUUAUUUCAUUUCUGAGGUCUUCCCCGAUGUCUUGAAGCAUUCUGUAAAUUAGUUUUUUAUAUUCUACAUCUGGCAAUUCCAGGAUUGUAUCUUCAUUUGGGAAAGAUUUUGAUUCUUUAUUUUGGGGAGUUGUAGAAGCAAUCAUGGUCUGCUUCUUUAUGUGGUUUGAUAUCGACUGCUGUCUCCGAGCCAUCUCUAAGAUAUUGUAGUGAUUUAUUCUAUAUUUGCUCACUGAGUCUUAUCUUGUUUUGUUUUCUUUCCCAUAUACGUAAAUGGGCUACUGGAUUGCACUGUCUUGACUGUUAUAGCCCUUGAAUCACUUAUGUCCUAUUACCAGCUGGUUUGGGCUGUCACCAGAUAUAUAAGCCUAAGAGUCCAUUCACUAUUCUUGAGUAGAAUCUGAUUUUGGGUCAUCAAGUGUGUGGUGCAGACUGUCACCUAUCCACCUAGAGAAGUAGUGCUGAUAGUUGUGUGCACCAGAUUCUAGUAGCAGCUGGGGUUCACACUCCAGGGGGGCAGGAUGCUGACAGGCUUCCCCCAAGUGCUAGUGAGGUAGGUGUGUCUCUAUUCCUAAAGCACUUUGGUAGGUGGGCUCUGCAGCUGUACCUUAGGCACCCAAUGCGUGUACCUCUACAGAUUGGUAGGUGUCACCCUCCUUAGACCCCUAAGGCAGGAGGCUAGGUGGUCUGGGGGGAGCUUCAGCCCUCAGUUCCCUGUUGUGGGUCAGUGAGGGCUCUGUUGAAUACACAGAGAUAUCAGACCUGGGAAACUUGUCUUUCCAGUAAUCCGCUAAAACAAUUACAGUCAGAUCCCUAUCAGAAUUGCCUUUGCAUUAUAAUAGCCACUUUGUUGCCUGUAGGGAUUAAAGCCCUAGACUGUGGAUCUCAUAUGCUUGGCUGGAGCUGGUUCUGUUUUAGUCCAAUUUCAGGAAGUCAGGGAAGGAUUUUUGGUCCCUGGGUUUUUUGUAGCUGCUUCUCUCAGGCCAGGAGAAUGGGUUAGGAAAAGACCAAAAAAAACAAAACAAAACAAAAAUGCAGCGUACUUCACUCUCUGGCUCAGGAAAUUCCAAUGUUAAUGAAGCCGCCUGGGAAGGGGAGGGGAGGGAUCAGACAGAUAGGAGAGAGUAGCACCCCGGAAUAUAGACAAAGUUACGUAUCUUGCUUGGUGAGGACUGUUUUAUCUGAGAUUCCUGAGGGGCGAGUCGACUGUAUGCGCUGGCUGGGUAGAGAUUGCCCCCGAGGGUCAGGCCGCGUCCUGUGCUUGCGCUGUCUCAGAAGCCGUGGUUAGUUCCUCCGCUCCCAGUCCAAAGCCCAGCGCCAAGGUUCCCCGGCUGGGAUGCCGCACUCCAUGCUCCAAAACCAGUCGCUGCCUCCCGGUGACUUCUCCUGUCGGCUGCGUUGCUGCGCUGCCUGCGUGCACUGGCUGGGCUUCCCCCGAGGUCACUUCUGGGGGGUAGGGCUGCGACCCGUGUUUGCACUGUCUCAGGAUGCUGUGCUCAGCUCCCCUGCGCCUGGUCCAAAGCCCGGUGCCAAGGUUUUCUGACGAGGACGCUGGCUCCAGGCUCCGAAAACAGUCGCUGCUUCCCCGUGGUUGCUUGUUCUCAGUCUCUGUCACUCAGGUCAACUCUUUAGAUCUGUGUUUGAUGGUCAGGGUUCGUAGAUCGUCAUGUAUGUGAUCAGUUCACUUGUUUUUCUGAGUCUUUGUUGCAAGAGGGAUAGGAGAUAGCUUCUACCUAGUCAGCCAUCUCGGCCCCGCCUCAGUGCUGUUCCUUUAUAAAGGAAAAUAAUAGAUUAUAAAUUCACAGUUUUGGAAAUCAUAAAGGUUAAAAAUGAAGGGUAUUUUGACAGUAAGAAUAAAGAUAAUCUAAUAGAUUUAAUACACAGGAGAUUUAAUCUGCUUGGCUUUGCCUUAGAGUCUAGCACUUCAUUUCUCAGUUUGUUGUGUGAUUCACACACAAACAGAAGCUAUUUUCUGUCUUGAGCUCUUUCUUGGAGUGUUUAUAUAUUCUGACAUCCCAGCUGACCUUCAGUUGGUGACCGCCGGAAGUUUUUCUUCAUUUAUGGCGCGUGCUCUACAGAGUGGGGUUACUGUCCGACUUUGCAUCCAGCUCUCCCUAAGUUCAGACUGACUCGGAGCAAGCCCUGAGCCACAGCGGGGGACUUGGCUCCGGCACAGGAACGUGAGUGCGCGCUGUCCUGCAGGUGGAACGGACCGUGUGUGUUCUGUGUGCUGGUGCCUGUCGACUCCUACAGCGGCCUGGGCGGGAGGGCAGUGUGGUGGUGCUUGUCGUGUUUCUCUUUUCCAAGAGAUUGGCACCACUAAGCCAGGCUGUCGCAUGGUAGGGUUGGACCUUUAGACUCAGUUAAACGGUUUCUGAGCUGGUCGGAAUAGGGUUAAAUGCUUUUAACAAGCAAAGCCUUUAUAAACCAGUAGAUGAUACAUUAUUUUUAGUCAUGUGGUUCUCUUGUUUUAUUUGAGACUUGGAACCUCAGUUACUUACAAAUCAGUGGUAAACAGUUUAGUGUCCUUCUUCUCAUUUAAUAUCUCUUGUGUAGAGUGGUUGCAUUUAGUGACUUAUUCUAUAUAGGGCUUUAAAAUGAUCUGAUGUCAGUCUCUAAAGAAAAUAUCCUGAUUGUGUUAUUUUUGUGUUAUUUGCCAUGUUUUAUUAAUUAGUUUCAAAAGGAAGCAAAUAAAAAAUAGAGUUAAGUGGAAUUGGAGCUCUGGUGAUGCAGUGGUUAAGAGCUCAGCUGCUAACCAAAAGGUCAGCGGUUUAGAUCCACCAGCUGCUCCUUGGAAACCCUGUGGGGCAGUUCUACUCUGUCCUGUAGGGUCACUAUGAGUUGGAAUCCACUCGGCAAUGGGUUUGUUUGGUUUUGGUUUUUGGGUAAAUGGAAUUGAACCUGUACAUGUGGGUCCUGGAAGAAACCAGCUCCUUUCAUUGAAGUGGUAUUUGCUCUCUGGAGCCUGGCUGCAGGGAUGGGACAGUGACAACCACUGAGGAGGGGGUACUACUGCCUUGUAAGAUGGGGGGACAGUGGGAAUUGAUGGAGAAGAAACACUGACAGCAAAGGGCCAUCUCUGAGUGUAGCUGACGGAUGGGGGAGAGGUGACUUAAACACAAAAGCGUCUUGAAGCCGAUGGGGAGAGAGUCAUUGUUUUUAAACUCGGUAAAUACGGCGGCAGACGUAAGGAAGAAGUCAUCCUUCGUAUGGGUCCACUGUGGCUGCCAAGGUGGCUGUAUGUCCGUAAUCUAACAAACAUGCCUUUUUCUACAGCAGCAGAUGUAGGCAAGAAGUCAUCCUUCAUAUAGUCCACUGUGGCUGCCAAGGCGGCUGUAUGUCCAUAAUCUAACAAACAUGCCUUUUUCUUUUGAGAGAAGAGGCACUUUUGAAGACUUCUGUUUAAAAAGAGAAUAAGACAGUUUGAUCUCAAAAUGAUGUGCUGUGUGCCAGUUUCUGCACGUUUCAGGUCAAAGUUUCUACUUUAGUUGCCUUUCAGAGUUUACUGCCUUUCAUACAUGGUCUGUUAUUGUGAGGAUGGUUGUGUAGGUGUGGAAUGGUUGGUCAGAGCCCAGAGGAGGGAAAAAAUAAAAUGUCAGAGGAGGCCUGGUUGGAUACUUAAGAAACCUUUUAAAUCUCUGCUUUGCAUAGAUGUUUGAAAUAGGCUGUGAGGACAUUUUAUGAAUAAAUUACUUUUAUGAGAUAAAAAAUCAUCUCUUUUUCUAAUCUUUUUAAAUUACUAUAGACUUUUAAAAGUAAUUACGUUAUUCACGGGAAGCUAGCAUAAAUGACUGAGAGAAGCUAAACUUGAUGGGUUUCUUGUCUUGGAUGACUUUUCUAGUUUGAAAAUAACGACACAUAAGGAAAUGGAUUUACUUUCUGAAACACUUUAUUUUUAUGAAGUUUUCUUGUAUUUUUAAAACAUACUUUGCUCCUUAAUAUUAAAAAAUGAAAACUUGCGUUAGAAUUACAGUUGCUACUUUUUCUCCUUAAGGAUUAGGGAUACUUUUGAAAAGAAAAAUAAAAGAAGAAGAAAGCUCAGUUGGGUGGUUUUCCUGAGAAGUGUUUCUUGGCAGGCACAGAGCUCAACAAGGAAAGCUGCUUAGUGAUGUCCCCGGAUGGCGAUUCAUUCAGAGCUCCACGUAAAUAACAGUUGUUUCAACACAUAAAAUGAACUUUGCGUUUUAGGUCUCAGAAUCUGUGCCACUAAGGGGCAGAAGAAUAAGGCAGGUGUCUUUUUCUCCCGACACAAAGGUUGUGAAUGGGAAGCACCUGGUAAUUCAGGUGGUCGCUCUGAUUGUGUAACUGAACGUCUUCCUGGACACACUCAGGGACUGGUUAGAUCUUUUCCUGAUGCUGUUGUCCGAGUAGUACAGAUUUCAUCUAUUUCCACAGAACAAGAGUACUAUGUAAGUGCAGAACAGUUGCUUAAAAUGUCUCUUUAAAAAAGAAAAAUAAAGAAGCUAAUAAAAAAAUUGAUUCCAUCACUCUUGGCUCUUUAUAAAAAUGCCUGAGAGCGUUGGCUUUCUGUCGGGGGCUCCCUUGGGCAUCUCUGUCUUCUGUACAGGCUGCGCUCACCCUGCAGCAUUCGUUUCUAUAGAGAACAUGUUUUAAAGAUUUUUUUUCAAGAAGUGGACUCUAAGUUUUUAGCCUUUUAGCCACAGCAACUGGUAGAAGUGAUAUUCUUGUACCCUAAAGCAAGCAAAAAAUGGAUUUUUCAAGUCCAUUUCUUUUUUUACUUUUUAACAUAAAGUAAUACACUUUUUUUUAAACACUUCCUUGUGUUUAGAUUGUAAGUCUGAAAAUUUUCUAAUAAAUAGCCACAGUUUUUCCAGUUUCCAUGUGAACUUGUGAUGUUAAUGAAUGCUUUUUUUUUUUUAAUUAUAGGAACAGCUCUUAAUUGAAAUUACUUUGGUUUUGUAUUAUUCCUAACAAGGAAAAUGGAAACCCUCCUCAUCUCAAGAAAAUACAGUGGAAUUUAUUUUGGGCAUUGAAUUAAGUUUUGUGGCUUAAAUUUAAUUUAAAUGUAAAGUUUAAAAUUAAUACCUUUUAAACAAAAAUUUGAAAAAGUUUUCCUGUAGCCCACCAUCUUCAUAAAUGGAAGCUCUCUUUGGUGCCUUCAAAUUUAUAAAAUCUACGAAUUCUAGGUUUUGGGUCUUAAUUACUGUUAUUUCUACUUGAAGCCUUCUUCCCCAGAAAUUGAAAAAGCAUGUGAACUUUUUCUUUUCCUUGCUUAUUACCUUUGGGAGGGGGGCAAUGUAAGGGAAGGAGCCUGUUCUUUCAAAUGUGACCACAGAAGUAACCAAACCCUGAGGCUCACCUCGCUUGUGAAAGACCUGACGUGAGAUGGUGGGGUCAGUGUGCCUGGUCUCGGCCUCCCUCUGGUGCUUGAUGUGGGCAAAUGAAAACCAGGUGUGUUCUGCAGAUUUCUCCUUUUAUGUUCCUCCGUGGUUGUUCCAUUCAUUUUGCUCCUUUGCAGCUAACUACAAGCUUCUAAGACCUAGAACAGAUGGUAAGUGUUGAUAGAUGGAGUAACAACUCAUUUCCGAAAGGAUUGAUCCUGAUCUAAUUGUAUGGGCAAAAUUGCUGACAAAAUGUUUCUAAUUUUGCUUAGUGGGACUUACCUCAGACAUUUGGUAGUAAAAUUUCACCACAGCUAAAUGUUUUAACCAACCCUCAGGAUUUGUUCUGAAAGUUAUGUUUCGAGAAGUGGGUUUGUUGGAUGGAGUCCAGGAGUAAGGUGGGGAGAGGGAAGAGAGGGGAGUGAAGGAGGAAGGCACGCUGGUAAGAUUGAGUCGAGAAAGCCGCGUGUGCUUUCUUGUGGAGUCUGGUGUGUGUCAGCUUAUUGACGUCUCUGAGAAGACCUGCAGAAAGAGGCUGGAAUAACAGUCAACCCUGUUUACCUAACACUCAUUGCCCCAGGAAGCUAGUGCACGCUGAGAAACACCUGUGAGACUUAAACGGUGAGAUGGUUUUUAAAGCAAAUUUAAACCCCCUAGUUAAGGUUUAGAGUCCCUGCUAAGCAAGGUUGGAGGUUCAAGUCCAUUCAGAGAUGCCUCAGAAGAAAGACCUAGAGAUUGACUCCUGAAAAAUCAGCCAUUGAAAACUCCUUGGAGCACCGUUCGUUCUCCUCUGACACAUGGGGGCGCCAUGAGUCGGGACUGACUCGAUGGCAGAUAUUUUUGGAUUUUUAGGAGUUUUACUUUGGUUUCUGUAGUUAACUUCUUAAGGGGUCUUUGGGAAGGGUUUUUUAAACUCAGUGUCCUCAAUCUCACGUGCACAUCAAGAAUCACCUGGGCAGCUAUAAAACGUACUGAUACCGGGGUAGGGGGAUGGGGAGACCCUGGUGGUGCAGUGGUUAAGGCCUACGGCUGCUGACCAAAACGUCGGCAGGUGGGAUCCACCAGGCGCUCCUUGGAAACUCUAUGGGGCAGUUCUGCUCUGUCCUGUAGGGUUGCUGUGAGUUGGAAUAGACUCAACGGCAAUGAGUUUGGUUUUGUAGGGGGCGAAUGGGAGAAGAGGCCCAUGGGGUCUCAUCCCCUGAAAUUUUGGUUUAAUUUUUUGGAGGUACUGCCUGGAGGAUCGCUGUUUUAAAAAGUUGUGGUGUUAAGCUAUAAACCCUAGGUUGUAGUUGUGUUUUUGCCCCUCUGAUUAUAAAAGAAAUGCACAUGACAGUCCCUGCUGGUCUCAGCUUUGGACAUCCGGAGUAAGGCUCUGGGGUUUCUUAGAGGGUUCCUGCCUUUUGGAAUCCCAAAUCCCAAAAAGAAGCCUAAAAUUUUUACUUACAAGGGACUGGGACCAGGUGCUUAGGCAGAGGUUCUUAUAUGGCCUUGAAAUGAUAAAGGCUGUCCUGCGUGAUAGUUCUGUGACUUUCAGUGUAAAAUUAUCUUGUUAAAAUUAUAAGAAAAUUUCUAGAAUAUUCCAGAACACAAAUAUCAAAUCUGAAAGUGAGCAGAAAAGACCGGAGCUCCAGAAAUAGCUGACCCAAAAUAACAUUAAAAUCUCAUCCUCAGGCUCUUUUCAGUUAUUAGCGUGUACAUUCUGACAGUUCCCUUUCAGAUUUCUUUGGCUCGCAGAAAAAUUGGACAGGAAGAGGGCUGGGGAAAAUGGGGAGACAGUCAUAGUGAUGCUGGCCCCUCAGUGACUCUGGAGGUGACCAGAAGGCUUAGGUGAUCACUUGAGAAUGCAGAGGUCGUGAAGAGGUCAGCGUCGCCAGAGUAAAGUCUGCACCUUUCUGGAGUGCUCCCGCCCCCUUUUCUCCCCGCUGUCCUUAAAGAUGCCCCUCCUGGUUGAGACAGCAUCCAGUGUGUCUCUGCAGAGCCCUUUACACAAGGUCUGUGGUACGUAGAGUUCGUUCCUCAUUCCUGGGAAGAAAGCGAACGCACAUGCGUGGCCUUUGCCUCUUUCCGUUGGUGUCUACCAGACCUUCAGGACACUUCGCCCCUUUCCCCGGCCUCGUUAUUGCCCAGAGAGGAGCUUCGCCCCCGCGGUCAGCGCGCGUGGCUGCGGCCUUCCAUGGUGUUGGCCGCGGACUAGCUCUCAAGUUGUAGGUCCGGAAUUAGAGCUGCCUGUUUGCUUCUUGUAAAGGGCUGUUUCUUGGCCUUCUUUCUGCCCAUGCACACGUGCUGGGUACCUUGCUCGUUGGUGACGAGUCCUGUUAAUAAUGGUUGCUCUCCGGGUGGCUGCACAGUCUAGCAGAGCAGACUCUGGCGUCAGGUAAACCUGAGAUCGCUAGUUAGUCGUGUGGCCGGCCUCUGGUCCUGUAACUUGCUUCCUCCUCCUGCGCCUUGGUUUCCUCUCCUGUGGGGGUAAUGGCAGUACUUGACUUUUGACGUUCUGAUGAGAAUUCUCUGACCCCGUGCAUACAGAGCACAGCAGCUGUCACGUAGUGAAUGUCCAGAAAGGAAGACGUGAGCUGCUGUCGUGAUGUGACAGUUCCAGGAACUGCGCGGGGGCUGGAAUGCUAGUUCUCGGCCGCCUCUUUCUCAUCUGCUGGUGCUCUCUCUGGAAAUGCUUAUCUAGUAUUUCUGUUUUGGGCUGCCAGAGUUUUAUAUUUUCUCCAAACUUAGCUGCAGCAUUUAAAAUUCCUGUGAUAGUACAUAAAAAUGUGAAUUUCUGGUUUCUCUUUUGAAAUGGGAAGGUCUGGCAACAUUUGGCCUGGAGUGGUUGCGUGGCAGCAGUCUGUGGAGCUGGAGGGAGAAGGCACCUGCCCCUCCCAGCCUUCCCCACGCCUUACAUCACCUGCUUGGGCCCCCCACACUGAGACUUACCUGUGGUCUCUGCCUCUGGAUCGCCUGGCUUUUAGGAAGACUGUCCUUGAAGAGGCAGGUGACCUUUGGGCCCCCUGGAUGGCCUAGGUGGGCGUCUUGGGCUCCUUCCCACGGGGCUUUGCAGUGCCCUUGUCCGCAGCCGUGCAGUGACCAGAUUGGGACCUUUGUCAGCUUGUGCAUGUUAGUGUCUGAAUUCUGUUGUGUAAGGUGUCUGCAUCGCUGCAUCACCUGCUCCGGUGUGGGAGGUUGACUCUUUUCCCUUCAAACUUGUGGUUGGUAGUGUAUGAAAUGGUUCUGUCACUUUACAGUAAACUCGCUCAAGUGAGGGAGUUCCGUUUAGCUUCUGCAGCAGGAAUGCAGACAGUUUGUGAGAGGAAAAGGCGUGUGAGCGGGAGCCAUGCUGCAGGCCUGCCUGUGGGCUCCGGGGCGGUGGCUGGGAGCAGUGCUGCAGGCCCGCCUGUGGGCUCCGGGGCGGUGGCUGGGAGCAGUGCUGCAGGCCCGCCUGCGGGCACCGGGGUGGUGGCUGAGAGCAGUGCAGACCUGCCUGUGGGCUCCGGGGCCGUGGCUGAGAGCAGUGCAGACCUGCCUGUGGGCUCUGGGGCGGUGGCUGGGAGCAGUGCUGCAGGCCUGCCUGUGGGCUCCGGGGCGGUGGCUGAGAGCAGUGCUGCAGGCCUGCCUGUGGGCUCCGGGGCGGUGGCUGAGAGCAGUGCAGACCUGCCUGUGGGCUCUGGGGCAGUGGCUGGGAGCAGUGCAGACCUGCCUGUGGGCUCCGGGGCAGUGGCUGGGAGCAGUGCUGCAGGCCCGCCUGUGGGCUCCGGGGCGGUGGCUGAGAGCAGUGCAGACCUGCCUGUGGGCUCCGGGGCAGUGGCUGGGAGCAGUGCUGCAGGCCCGCCUGUGGGCUCCGGGGCGGUGGCUGGGAGCAGUGCAGACCUGCCUGUGGGCUCCGGGGCAGUGGCUGGGAGCAGUGCUGCAGAUCCGCCUGCGGGCUCCGGGGCGGUGGCUGAGAGCAGUGCAGGCCCGCCUGUGGGCUCUGGGGCGGUGGCUGGGAGCAGUGCAGGCCUGCCUGUGGGCUCUGGGGCGGUGGCUGAGAGCAGUGCAGACCUGCCUGUGGGCUCCGGGGCAGUGGCUGGGAGCAGUGCUGCAGAUCCGCCUGCGGGCUCCGGGGCGGUGGCUGAGAGUAGUGCAGACCUGCCUGUGGGCUCUGGGGCGGUGGCUGGGAGCAGUGCUGCAGGCCUGCCUGUGGGCUCUGGGCCAGUGGCUGAGAGCAGUGCAUACCUGCCUGUGGGCUCCGGGGCGGUGGCUGAGAGCAGUGCAGACCCGCCUGUGGGCUCCGGGGCGGUGACAGAGCAGUGCAGACCGGCCUGCGGGCUCCCGGGCAGUAGCAGAGAGCAAGGCAGCACUUCACUUUGGAUUUUCAUUUGGCAGGUGCAGCUGGUGAGAACGCCUGACAUUUGCUUAGUUGAACGUUAAAUUCAGGCAUUGCUAUUUGUGGAACUAACAGUUGGUGGAGGAAUGCAAAGUGUGUUUCUAACCUGUAAUAAGUGUGCUUGCUGUUAGGUGCCCUCGAUUCGGUUCUUACUCAUAGUGACCCUGUGUACAAACAACGAAACACGGCGUGGUCCCACGUCAUCCUCAUGAUCCUUGUUACGCUGGAGCCCCUUGUUGCAGCCACUGUGUCAGUCCAUCUUGUUGAGUCUUCUCUUUUUUGCUGACCCUCUACUUUGCCAAGCACAAUGUCCUUCUCCCGGGACUGAUCUCACCUGAUAACAUGUCUGAAGUAUGUGAGACGGAGUGUUGCCAUCCUUGCUUUUAAGGCAUGUUCUGGUGGUACUUAUUCCAAGAUAGAUUUAUUCCUAAGUACUCACUAGAGGUUAUACACCUUUGUCAGUGCUCAGUGCCCAGCUGGCGGUAGGCAUUCAAUCAGAUUUUGUUGAAUGAAUGAAUACAUGAAAGAUGUGCUUUAGGUCAAGGGUCAGCAACCUGUGGCCCACUUGGCCCAUGGCCUGUUUUUGUACAGCCUUGGAGCUAAAAAUGGUUUUUACGUUUUUAAAAGUUGUAACAACAACAAAGAAUAAUAUGGCACAGAGAUGCUGUGUGGCCCGUAAACUGUCCUUCACAGAAACGUCUGCUGAUCCUUGCUUUAGGUAACCGAGGCGCUCCUCUCCCAGUGCCUCUUGCUGUUUCCCUGUGUUGUGUGUGCCUGGACAGUCACUGUAGAUGGUGGCAUCCCAGUGAUGUUUGUUACCCCCUAAAUAGGGCAAAGUGGCCACCAGACACACGCAGGCUUUGAAUAGGAAGCAGGGGGCAGUUGCUGCUGCUGUUUCAUAAAAGCCAGCCUGACUCUGCUCAGAUGUCAUCGAGAACUGCUUUGAACAUCGUGUGUUGAGCCUUGGCACUAUUGGACGUCACAAAAGCUUAGAGCUGGAAGAAAAUUAGAAAUUCUCUUGUUCAACCAUUUGUUCAAUAAACUAAAAUACAAAGAAGAAAUGAGGACUUCUCUAAAGUGAAAUUACUUUUUAGAAGCAAAGCCUUUCCCCAGCUGCCUGUUUGGUGAUGAGAGACAUCCCAGAUUCUGAGGCCAAGAGUACGUAAAGUCAGAGGACUUAGUCGGUUCACUGCGGCUUAGGCAGUCCCCCGCCCCUGGAGGGAACAGUGUGACAGUAUGACCAAGGCAAGUUAUUAACUUUUCUGUUCUUCACUGUCUGCAUCUGUUACAGAAAUGAUCAUAGUACCUAGGUCAGAUGGUUGUUAGGUUGAGGUUAUAUUUGUAAAGCAUUUAAAAUCGUACCUGGCACAUGAUAAGCACUGUAUUUGUGUUAAGUAUAAAGAAGGCCAUGGCUGAAAGAGCAGUAACGGUUAGUUUUAUUACAUGAGUGUAAGUUUGAGGAGUCCCCAUCCAUCCCCAGGGUUGACACACAAAUUACUGGGCAGGAAGAGCCUCACCCGUUACCAUGCUGGAGGUCAGGUUUGGUACCCGAAGCCCAGCUUCUCUGACAGUAAGGCACCCGCAGCCCCAUUACUGUUUAUCCAGGUGUCUGGAGAUUUUAAUGUCUGAAUUUUUCAGCUCAUAUUAUGUCUUCAGGUACUUAAUUUGUUAGUACUUUUAAAUUAUCGUUAAUAGCUAAUUCUCAUAAUACCUUUUCUGUCCGCCUAUGGAAAAGCUAAAUGAUAUUAGAGGUGGAGGGAAAAGGUAUACUUGUGGCACCUUUUCACAUCUCAGAGAAAACAGAAUCAGCUGCCUGCAUGGUUCAGAGAAAAUAGCAAAUCUGUCGUCGUAGUUUGGAUUCUGAAAUUCUGGACUGAGACUGGUAACUCAGAAGUGAAAUAUUCAUGUCACUUUAGCAAAUCUCCAUAUACCUCUAGUAAAAAAAAAAAAACCUCUAGUAGGUUGGCCUAUAUAUGGGAUGCUUUUAUUUGAAAACUUAAGAAACUUUACCUGAAUUAUGUUCUUAAUGGGCUGAUGUCAUUUUUCUCCCAGUUUGCCGUGUUGAUGUGGGUAUUCACCUAUGUUGGCGCCCUGUUCAAUGGUCUG
Loxodonta africana (African savanna elephant) is the source of this 18066-nucleotide messenger RNA. Its product is annotated as fibroin heavy chain-like. Bases 14823 to 16004 code for a protein of 393 amino acids. The record is from RefSeq and is a predicted model, not a curated record. The transcript has a single exon. NCBI's taxonomy places the organism in Eukaryota, Metazoa, Chordata, Mammalia, Proboscidea, Elephantidae.